AUGGUCUGGUUUGGCGCGACAUCUGGAGGCCGCAGCGAAUCGUCCGAUCAGCUGAGAAGGCUAUUGGCAGCAACCGUCCCUCCAUUGAUGAACUCUGAUGCAGCUCCGCAAUCGAAAUCAGGGAAGAUGCACGCGCCUGGAAACGGACCAAUCUUCGCGACUUAUUACACAAUCCUUGCAGUCGUCGGUGUUCCAGCUAACGUCCUGACGAUUGCCAUUCUGUCCCAGGGAAAGUGCGGCCUCUCGAAAUGCAUCACUCGGUACCUGGUAUUCAUGGCGGUGACGGAUUUCCUGGUCAUCGUCACGGCUGUGAUAUUCAGCCGCCUUCGGGCGAUAUAUUUUCCAGUUAGUAUCUUGUCCACCACGCCGGGUUGCAGUCUAAUCAUUGCGCUCAGCUCCGCUGCUAAAGAUGCUUCCGUUUGGUUAACGGUGGCUUUCACCUUCGAUCGGUGUGUGGCGAUCUGCUGCCAAAAGCUGAAACUGAGGUAUUGCACAGAGAAAACCGCGGCUGUUGUUAUUGGAACCGUUUGCUUCCUCGCCUGUUUGAGAAACGUCCCGUUUUAUUUUGAAUUUGAACCGAUGUACAUUAUCGAUACAGUGCCCUGGUUCUGCAGCAUAAAAGAAAUAUUUUAUAUUUCCGUCGCUUGGAGAGUGUAUGAAUGGUCGCACCGGAUGUUAAACCCAUGCGUUCCUUUCCUACUGAUUUUGAUGCUCAAUGUGCUGACGGUCAGAUAUAUCCUGGCCGCCAACAGAGCACGCGGUAGACUUCUGGCCCAGAACAACGGAGAGAAACAGAGGGACCCAGAGAUGCAGAGCAGGAGAAAGUCCAUCAUUUUGCUCUUCGCCAUCUCGGGCUGUUUUAUUCUGCUCUGGGCCACGGACGUUGCAAAUUUUCUAUUUGUGCGAAUCACAGCGAAUAACUAUGUCAGCGCCUCUAAUUCCAAUGACCCGAAGUUCAUCUUUCAAGAAGGCGGAUAUAUGUUGCAGUUUCUCAGUUCCUGCGCCAACACAUUUAUCUAUGCGGGGACUCAGACUAAAUUCAGACAGCAGCUGAAGACAACUAUCCUAUACCCUUUCAACAUAAUUAGACAACGGUUCAAAUAA
This is a messenger RNA of Leucoraja erinaceus (little skate), 1104 nucleotides long. Its product is annotated as probable G-protein coupled receptor 139. The transcript has 3 exons. Gene Ontology annotation, molecular function: G protein-coupled receptor activity. Gene Ontology annotation, cellular component: membrane. NCBI's taxonomy places the organism in Eukaryota, Metazoa, Chordata, Chondrichthyes, Rajiformes, Rajidae. Gene Ontology annotation, biological process: G protein-coupled receptor signaling pathway. The record is from RefSeq and is a predicted model, not a curated record. The coding region runs from base 1 to 1104 and encodes 367 amino acids.